Messenger RNA from Porites evermanni, 2347 nucleotides. Lineage: Eukaryota; Metazoa; Cnidaria; Anthozoa; Scleractinia; Poritidae. The record is from the annotation of a GenBank genome assembly.
AGCAUCAAAUCCGACUGCCUCGAAGAGCACAACUUUUACAGGAGCAAACAUGGUACGCCUGCCUUACAAUACAACUGGGAACUUGCUAAGCGUGCUCAAAAGUUGGCUAAUUUUCUGACCAAGAACGAACCACCGGAAAAGGUGACCAAUGGCAUGUAUGAUGCAAACUUUUUCAUCGCAUCCUGGCCUACCGCGAGGACAAUAAGUGACGCUGUAGAAAACUGGUAAGGAAAAGGCUGUAGAGGAAAUAGGCCAUUUUACAGUUGUGUAUGGAAGCGAGGCUGAGGGUGACCUUGUUUUGAUACAAACCUUCCUGCUUUAUUAUGUAAAUCAAGUUAUUCUUAUGCUAACCAGUAUUUUUCAAGAACAAUUUCCAUAACAAAGCAAAGAAGGUUUGUAUCAAAACGAGGUCACCCUCAGCCUCGCUUCCAUCCAUAACUGUAAAAUGGCCUAUUAUAGGCAUGAAAGCUUCACUAAUAGAGUGUUUUCACAUGACGUCACGGCGGCCAUAUUGGUGUCCCAAGACAAUGAAACGGCGGCCAUGUUGGUGUCUCAAACAAAUCCUGUGGGAGUUUAACUCUUUUCUUAUGCAAACGCCCCCUUUUCUUCCAAUAAAUUUGCAUAGAUGCUGACCAGGUGAGUUAAAACACUCUAUGAGAUAACGGAGACAAUGUUCUUAUGAGUCAGCUUACAAACUUAGACGUUACAUGUAACAACAUUCGUUCAGUACGGCAUAAGAGGCCUGACGUGACGGCGCGCGGUCCAAACAGACGCAACAACUCUCAACAUGUUUGGCCCACAAUGUUCAUUUAUGUCCAGGGUUGAGCUUUGCUACGAAAUUUUCGAAGUUAACGAUUUUCGCGAUGGCCUUGCGAAAACUGCAAAAUUUGCAAACUUAAUGAUUUUUUACGAUGACCUUGCGAAAACUAGACAAUUUGUCGAAGGCCUUCCUCGGCCUCAUUUACAUUUCCUUGUCACUUUUUGCAAGUGGCCUUGCAAAACUUAAUUUCGUUAUUUCCGUUGUUUUCGCAAUUUUCGUAGCACUUUUGCAAAAUUUGUGAUUUUUGUAAAUUUCGAAACAGAGUUCAAUCCUGGACAUAUCUCACAAUGUGGGGAGUUGUGGCGUCGGCCCGUUUACAGUUUGACCGGUUUCAAUCUUUGCGCAACAACUCGCAACAACUCCCUACAACAUGCAACACAACAUGCAACAAUGUGUGCAUACGGACGCAACAUGCAACAUGCAACAAUAUUGCGUCCGUUUGCAAGGGGCUUGAAGUGAAUUCGCCUUCCUUCCAUCAUAAUUCCAGUUGAUUUACUUUUUAAAUGAAGGUCAACUCAACUGGAGCUAAAUUCUUAAGGACCAAAUCCAAGUUCAAAAAGAGAAAAACAAUUUCGUUGUCGCUAGGUUACUUCCUCCGUUGUAGAAAUUAGGAAUUUUCACGUCGUAAACGUGCACUGAGAAAUGUCCAAUAAUUGGGAUGCACGGGCAAAGCUGUUGUUCUGCUUUUAGCAGGUAUGCAGAUUUAUUGGAAGAAAUAAAGUUUUGACAUAAUGACCCGCGAAAACGAACGCAACAUUGCUGGCAACUUUGUUGCGUCUGUUUGCACGUAGCUCAGACACGUAGCUAAAAGUUUGACCGGUUUAAAACUUUGCGCAAUAACUCCCAACAACAAGCAAAAACAUGCAACAGGGUGUUCAAACAGAAGCUGAACAUUUCGUCCAAUAAUGUUGGGAGUUGUUGGCCAAUAAUUUUGCUUCCGUUUGCACAGUUUGCACGGGGACAUAAACAUGUCAAUAACACGGCCCCACUUUAAUUCAAGUUGUUUUGGGACUACAAAAUAGAUGACGUGACGUCAUGCAAAACCACUCUAUUAACCUUGUUCCUUUUCUUUGUGUUACACGUUCUCGUCGCGGUCACUCGCCAACGUAGGAUCGUAAAGCCUCCUUCAUACGCUGAAUUUUUUUAGAUGAGUUUAAUUCAAAUCUAAAUUGGAAUCGACUUUCUAGAUCUAGCCUGCGAACGGCAGACGUUUCUCCUCGAAACGUCCCUCAGCGGUGACGAGCGAGAAGAAACGUCUGCAGUUCGCAGGCUAUUCUAGAUCAUGAGCUAAAAGCGUUAGCUUAGUAAUUGGGAUCGACUAAUUUUGGGCAAAGUCCACACUUUCCUAUAUUUAUUAGAACUGACAUUAUAAUUUUCCCUGCCUCUUUGUUCAGUUUUAUCGAAAAUGCUUGAUAUAUCUCAUUCUUUCUUUCUGGUGGCCUUUUAAGGUACAUUGAGGGUAAUUCCUACAACUACACUAAGCCACUAAUCUCCACAGACAAUCACCGUUUCAUCGAGGUAGGUUGA